Messenger RNA from Cephus cinctus (wheat stem sawfly), 1536 nucleotides. RefSeq names its product eukaryotic translation initiation factor 4E-1A (gene eIF4E4). Bases 482 to 1123 code for a protein of 213 amino acids. Gene Ontology annotation, molecular function: RNA 7-methylguanosine cap binding; translation initiation factor activity. Gene Ontology annotation, cellular component: cytoplasm; eukaryotic translation initiation factor 4F complex. The transcript has 5 exons. Gene Ontology annotation, biological process: translational initiation. The record is from RefSeq and is a predicted model, not a curated record. NCBI's taxonomy places the organism in Eukaryota, Metazoa, Arthropoda, Insecta, Hymenoptera, Cephidae.
CAUUAUAAGUGGUCGUGAUCAUUAAAAAUAAUGUGGUAUCUUUAAAAAUUUCUUGCAUUUGACAGAAUACUUCAAUUCCUUAAUUCUCUCUUGGUUGAAAAAGAUAAAGUACUAAAAGAAGACUCAGAAUUCAAUUGAAACCCUGACUGCUUUAACGGUACCUCCUACCCCAAGGAAAAUUUCAUAUAGCAUAACCAGGGUCUCCGACAUCAAGGGAGGAGGCAGGACAAGGCGCGCCAAUUCCUGGCGUAUGAGCAGAUUCUAUACUCUCGAGAAGCCUCCAAGCUUGGAAUAUUUGGAAAGUUCUCAGCGUGCACCGACGAAACCUCCCGUGCGUUGAUUGCGUCGUCGCUUCAGUGAACGGGCACGCAGCGCCCGCAAUAUCUUUACGGGAAGAAAAAAAGACCUAGUUGAGCUAAAGUUUUGUCAGUAGAUGCCGUUGCUAGCGGUUCGUUGAAAGAAACUUUCAUUCCUCUGUGACAUGGCUACGAAUAACACUGAAGAAAUUGAGGAGAUAGAGAAGAAAGAGGAAGAAAUUGCCAAUUUAGAGGAAUUUCCACCUGAGCUUUUAAUCAAGCAUCCUCUGCAAAACACAUGGACUCUCUGGUAUUAUGAAAAUGAUCGUACCAAGAAUUGGGAACAAAACCAGAGAGAGAUUACCAGCUUCGAUACAGCUGAAGAUUUUUGGAGUUUAUACAACCAUAUAAAGGCAGCGUCAGAGUUGAGACAAGGAUGUGACUACAGUAUGUUCAAACAAGGCAUACGGCCCAUGUGGGAAGAUGACGCAAAUAAGAAUGGAGGGCGAUGGCUAAUCAAUUUGGAGAAAAAGCAGAGAGUUACUGAUUUAGACCACUUUUGGUUAGAAAUCCUUCUCUGCAUGAUUGGUGAAGCAUUUAAUGAAUAUUCGGAUGAUGUCUGUGGUGCUGUCGUAAAUGUGAGACCAAAAGGUGAUAAAUUAGGAGUGUGGACUGCAGAUUGCGACCGUUCGCAAAGCGUUAUCGAAAUAGGACGCAAGCUGAAAGAGCGAUUGCGAAUCACAUCAAAGGUUACUAUAGGAUACCAAAUACACAAAGAUACGAUGGUCAAGGCAGGAAGUCUUACAAAAAACACCUACACGGUUUAAGCUAUUGAUCCAGAUUAAAUAUAAUUAUUAAUAUAUCAUUGAAACCGCCAGCCAUGUCGCCGUAACGUAUUCUCAAUGGAUCAUCAAGAUGAAAGAAAAAAUAUUGCUGAGCAAAUAUCAUUGAGAUAAUUUAUCGAUCAACAGAAUAGUGUCAUUAUAGAAAUGCUACAAAAUGAAACUGUAAGUUUGUCAAAAUUGUCUUGUCGUUAUUACACAUUUCUUUGGUGAUUCGUGACUGAGUGAUGAUUAAUAAAUGAGUUAUUAAUUAAACGAGGAAAUUCAAGGAAAUAUAAUAUAGAAAAUUACCAUAGUGUAAAAUAUUUCUUGUAAGCAUAUUUUGGAAGUGAUACCGGCAGUUUGCUGUAUUUUUUCGUUGUAUGCUCUCCAAAAUAAAUGUAUUUGUUUUUCAACUA